UGGCAAGGUCUGAAGACGUUUGGGGGUGCUCCUGGCAUCCAGUGGGUGGAGCCCAGGGAGGUGCUCAGCCUCCUACAGUGCGCAGGGCGGCCCCCACCGCAGAGAAUGAUCUGACCCAAAUGUCAGCAGUGCUGAGGCCAAGAGACCUGGGCGUGAAGAAGCCUGCUGUAAUUAAGAAAGUGUCCACAGUCCGAUAAUGCAGUUGGGCUAAGAGCACAUCAAGUUCAGCUGUCCUUGGGGCUGCCAGCCUUCUGGAGGGAAGGAUGGAGUCCCAGAGACGGGCAGGCAGCCACUCCACUGUGCCACCCCUAGGCCUCACUGCCAAGCCCCGAGGUUGGCCGCAUACACUGAAAUAGCUACCAGCCCUGCAGCUCAGAGGGGAACCUCUGAGUCUCUGCUGUCCCACCACCAGAAGAGGCCAGCACCCUAGGGUGCUUCUGAGAACUGCACCCACCUGCUUGAUUGAGGCGCGUCAAGGAUCGUGCUCUCAUAAGUAAUGAUCCAGCACAUCCCUUACCAGAGGGGUUCACACCAGAAAACCUGUUUCUCUGUAUCGUCCUGGAUUCUGUACCAACAUAUCUUCUGCAGAGGUUUGGAAGAGAGAAGAUAUUUUUCAUGCUGGUUUUCAAUUCCCGAUGUAAACGAGUGUGGAGUAAAACCCCGGCCAUGCCAACACCGAUGUGUGAAUACGCACGGGAGCUACAAGUGCUUUUGCCUCAGCGGCCACAUGCUCAUGCCGGAUGCCACAUGUGCGAACUCCAGGACAUGUGCCGUGACGAGCUGCCAAUACGCCUGCGAAGACACGGAGGAGGGGCCGCGCUGUCUGUGUCCGUCCUCGGGCUUGCGCCUGGCCCCCAGUGGAAGAGUCUGUAUAGACAUCGACGAAUGUGCCUCCGGUAAGGCUGUCUGCCCUUAUAAUCGAAGAUGUGUGAACACGUUCGGCAGCUACUACUGCAAAUGUCACGUUGGUUUCGAACUGAAAUAUGUCAGGGGCCGAUAUGACUGCAUAGAUAUAAAUGAAUGUGCCGUGAAUACCCAUAUGUGCAGCCUCCACGCCAAUUGCCUCAAUACCCAAGGAUCCUUCAAGUGUAAAUGCAAGCAGGGAUACAAAGGCAAUGGACUUCAGUGUUCUGUUAUCCCUGAAAAUUCUGUGAAGGAAGUCCUCAGAGCACGUGGUGUCAUCAAAGACAGAAUCAAGAAGUUGCUGGCUCACAAAAACAGCAUGAAAAAGAAGGUAAAAAUUAAAAAUGUCAUCACAGAACCUUCUGGAACUCCUGCCCCUAAGGUUAACUUGCGGCCCCUCAACUCUGAAGAGACUGUUUCCAGAGCUAGGAACUCUAAUGGAGGAAAGAAACAGAAUGAAGAGAGAAAGAAAGAGGGGCUUGAGGAAGAGAAAAAAAAUGAGAAAGCCCUGAAAAACCACGUGGAAUGGGAGCAAAGCCUUCGAGGAGAUGUGUUCUCCCCUAAGGUGAAUGAAGCAGGUGAAUUGGGUCUGGGUCUGGUCCACGGAAAACCUGUAACAUCCAGAUUUGAACACAAAGCAGAUUUAAAUAUCUCAGUUGACUGCAGCUUUGACCAUGGGGUCUGUGACUGGAAACAGGAUAUAGAGGAUGACUUUGACUGGAAUCCUGCUGACCGAGAUAAUGCUGUUGGCUACUACAUGGCAGUUCCGGCCCUGGUGGGCCGUAAGAAGGACAUCGGCCGGUUGAAACUCCUCCUCCCUGACCUGCAACCCCAAAGCAAUUUCUGUUUGCUCUUUGAUUACCGGCUGGCCGGAGACAAAAUAGGGAAGCUUCGAGUGUUUGUGAAAAACAGUAACGAUGCCCUGGCCUGGGAGGAGACCAGAAGUGAGGAUGAGAGGUGGAAGACUGGGAAAAUUCAGUUGCAUCAAGGGAUCGGCACUACCAAAAGUAUCAUUUUUGAAGCAGAACGCGGCAAGGGCAAAAGUGGAGAAAUUGCAGUGGACGGUGUCUUGCUGCUCUCGGGCUUGUGUCCAGAUGGCCUUUUAUCUGCGAAUGGCUGAAUGUUACUAUGGUCUUUUGUGUCUUUAUAUUUGGCUUCUUAUGUCAGUUCCCUAUUUUCUGAUAUUACAUCAUAGAUUGCCCCACUUUAGAAAUACAAACUGAAAAAUCGUAAUAUACCAACAGAAACAUUAUUGUAAGGUGCGUUUCUUGUAUAAGAUGUGCCAAUAUUUGCUUUCAAUAUAGUACCACUCAUUCAUUUCUGAAUUUAUAAAAUGUGGAAAUGUGGAAAAAGCUCAGCUUUCCACCACCACCCCCCGCCUCAGUGUAUUUGUGUAUCUGAUUUGUCUCUGUGAGUUGAUGAACCUUUAUAUAACAUUUUUAGAAUUAUAAAAAAACAAAUAACAAGAACAAAAACCCCACAGGGAAUUGUUUCUCUGUUUGACUUUUCUGGCACUUCUCGGAAACUGACAUCACAGGUAGAUUUUUAUCUAAGUGGCUUAGCCUGAUCUUUUAUAGCCAAGCUUGUAUAUUUAAAUUCUUUGUAAUAAUAUUCAAAUAAUCACCUUUGUCAUGGUUUAAGUUUUUCUAAGUAAGAAAAUGUGUUGUUAAUGCUCUGUUUCA
Leptonychotes weddellii (Weddell seal) is the source of this 2585-nucleotide messenger RNA. The record is from RefSeq and is a predicted model, not a curated record. NCBI's taxonomy places the organism in Eukaryota, Metazoa, Chordata, Mammalia, Carnivora, Phocidae.